UUGUCAGUUCCCGUUCCUACCGUUGAGGCCAAGCUGGCCCAUGAUUGUUUGAGGUCGGUGCCUCUGCACAAAGAGGCCGCCAUUCAGCUUGUCGACUCCAUCCGGCCGUACGUGGAAUGGCAGUCGGAUCUGCCUUACUUGAAGAGCCCGCCCAAAGAUUACGAGCCUGGCCCGUUUGACAUUAUUGGUCAUCUUGAAAAGAUCCGAGGAAACCUGGCAACGGACAAAUACAACGGUGAGUUGGCUUUUCAGCAAGACUUGUUUGCCAUGACAGCUCAAGUUCGAGACGGCCACUUUCAGUUCAUGCCCGACGCUCUGACCGGAGUAUUCGAGUAUCUUCGUCCAUUCGGUUUAGCUUCGUACAGCAAAGACCCCGUCUCAUUACCGGUCAUCAAGAAAUGGGAGGAAGUUGGCGCAAAGCAAGAUGCAGCUAGAGUCAUCACACGACUCAAUGGGGUUGUUGCUUCUGAUUUCGUGCAAGGAAUCGUCGACUUGGCCUCCGGAAACCAAGAUAUGGAUGCCGCAUACAACGCAAUGUUCUUUUCCCGGGCCAAGUUGAAUGUUGGCAGCGUCUCAGGGCUUUUCAGGGCUGGCGGUUGGCACAAGUAUCUAUACCCUGGCGAGAAUACGACGGCCGAGUUCGAAACUGGAGAGGUCGAGUCCGCCGUCAACACCGCUCUCGUCAAAGCCAACUUCGAGGGCGUGACUGAUGGCGAGUCGUUCUAUCGGAAGUUCUGUGCCGGAAAGCCGAGCUCAGUGGGACCUGCGGCUCAAGGGUCGACGAUGGAAGCCAUACAGCUCCCGGGGUACCCUCAACCUAUUCUGCGUAGCGCCGACGACAAGGUGUCUGGCUACUACUUGCAAGGCGACGGCGUCAACGAUGUGGCCGUGCUGUACAUCUCGGGCUUUGAUCCAAGGAGCCCUAGAGUUUUUCAAAAGACGGUGGAUCUUUUCCUGCAAGAAUGCAAGAUGGCCGGGAAAUCGAAGAUCAUCAUCGACUUGCAAAUGAACGGAGGCGGCUAUGUCUUGCAAGGAAUCGACCUGUUUCGGCAGUUCUUCCCGAACAUCGAGCAGGAUGGCCUCAGCCGAUGGCGUGAAAACGACCAGUUUCUAGCAUUGGCCAAAAUCGUUUCAGAUGCCGGCGAGAACAUCGACCCCCGAACGACUCCAAGCUAUGAGGCAGUGAUGCUUUCACAAAACUGGUGGAAUUACCGUUACGACUUGAACAUUUCGGGAAAGCCAUUCGAAUCUUUCGACGCCAAGUACGCUCCUCAAAUGUCUGCCGGCGACCCAUACACGGCUCUUUUGCGAUGGGACCUGGAUAAUAGUUUGACAACCGUCAACGAGACGUUCGGGCUUGGCAUCGAUAUAACUGGGUAUGGAAGUCGCCGAAACUUCACCCAGCCUUUCGAGAUUGAGAACAUCGUCUUGUUGACGGAUGGCUUCUGCGCGUCAACCUGCUCGAUCUUCGCGUCGCAGAUGCAGAUACCAGGAAAGGUCAAGACCGUUACGUUUGGCGGCCGUCCGACGAAGAAACCCAUCCAGGCAGUUGGCGGCGUCAAAGGUGCCCAGGUACUGCGAUAUGGCGACAUUUGGAAUAUGACGCAGCAAGUGUUGUCGUCAGAGCUGGCAGUCGUGUCUGAGGAACAGAGUGCGUCCCUCUCCCAGCUUUCCGACUUGCCUUCCCGUCGCAGCACAGAAGCCCGACUCAAUGUGCGUGAUCAGAUCUUGCGCGGGAACGUGGCGGACGGCAUUCCUGCUCAGUUCGUGAAUGAGCCUGCCGACUGCCGUCUUUUCUGGACGCUGCCUAUGCUCGGCGAUGUCACUGAGGUCUGGAAGGCCGCAGCCAACGCGGCCUGGAAUGGUGCGGGCUGCGCGGUCGGCGCAGGAUUUGACAAUGGAGGCAUUCGGCCAAGACCUAUGGCUGGCGUGGCUGAGCAGCCGUCGCGAGAACCCAUCGUGAUCUCUGCAGCGGAUGUCGAGCCAGAGCAUCAGGUCUCGGAGUUGCAGCUUGAGAAGCACAACCAGAAGGUUCACAUCCUGUAG
Molecule: messenger RNA, 2046 nt
Organism: Colletotrichum karsti
Lineage: Eukaryota; Fungi; Ascomycota; Sordariomycetes; Glomerellales; Glomerellaceae
Product: peptidase s41 family protein
Exons: 1
Biological process (GO): proteolysis
Molecular function (GO): serine-type peptidase activity
Source: RefSeq, a predicted model, not a curated record